Molecule: messenger RNA, 1367 nt
Organism: Phyllostomus discolor (pale spear-nosed bat)
Lineage: Eukaryota; Metazoa; Chordata; Mammalia; Chiroptera; Phyllostomidae
Product: carcinoembryonic antigen-related cell adhesion molecule 1-like
Exons: 9
Coding region: 99-1364 (421 amino acids)
Biological process (GO): regulation of immune system process; signal transduction
Cellular component (GO): cell surface; plasma membrane
Molecular function (GO): protein tyrosine kinase binding
Source: RefSeq, a predicted model, not a curated record
GAGGGCAGAUCGCACACUUCGGGACAGUGGUGCCCCUGAGCACUUCUGGAAUCCAAGCUCCUGUCACAGAGGGAGAAACAGAGCAGACAGCAGAUGCCAUGGAGUCCCUGUCAGCCCCUGCCCACAGAGGGCGUGUCCCCCUGCAGGGGCUCCUGCUGGCUGUCUCACUGUUAACCUUCUGGAGCCCGCCCAGCACUGCCCGACUCACUGUUGCAUCAACCAAUGCUGCUGAAGGGAAGGAUGUGCUUCUCCUUGUUCUCAAUCUGCCUGAGAGUCUUUUCAGCUAUAACUGGUACAGAGGGAAAAGUGUGAACAGCAGCCGUAGAAUUGGAACAUUUAUAACACAGACUCAAAAAUUUACCCCCGGGCCUGCACACAGUGGUCGAGAGACAAUAUACCCCAAUGGAUCCCUGCUGUUCCAGAAGGUCACCCUGAACGACACAGGAUACUACACCAUAGUUGUCACAAAAAAGGAUGGGCUGACUGAAGAAGCAACUGGACAGCUCCGCGUGUACCCGGAGUUACCCAGACCCAGCAUCAAAAGCAACAACUCCAACCCCGAGGAGCACAAGGACCCUGUCCUGUUAACGUGUGAACCUCAUACUCAGGAUACAACCUACCUGUGGCUGAUCAACAGUCAGAGCCUCCAGGACAGCGCCUGGCUGGAGCUGUCCAAGGACAACAGGACUCUCACUUUGCUCCGUGUCACGAGGACUGACAAAGGACCCUAUGAGUGUGAAACCCGGAACCCAGUGAGUGCUGGCCGCAGUGACCCCUUCACGCUGAAUGUUCUCUAUGGCCCAGACACCCCCUUCAUUUCCCCCUCGGACUCCCAUUACCCACCAGGGGAAAACCUCAACCUCUCCUGCCACGCGGCCUCUAACCCACCUGCACAGUAUUCUUGGCUUAUCAAUGGGAGACCCCAGCAACCCACACAGGAGCUCUCUAUCCCCAGCAUCACUGCGAGUGACAGUGGAUCCUAUACCUGCAUCGCCCAUAACUCUGUCACUGGCUAUAACAGGACCACAGUCAGGACCAUCACAGUGUCUGCAGAAAAUGACUACUCAGGAUACUCUGCAGGGACCAUCGCUGGCAUCGUGAUUGGGGUCUUCACCCUGGUGGCUCUGGGGACCUCCCUGGGGUGUUUCCUGUACCACAGGAGGACUGGGAGGGCCAGUGACCCACAAGGCCUCACAGAGCACCGACCCCCAGCAUCCACCCCUGGCCAGGGUCCCUCUGGAGCCUCCACCUCCCCAGGCCCUCUCCCUGGCACCAGGACAGCCAGCCCCAUCUACGAGGACUUGCUGCACCCGAGCACAGAUGUGUACUGCCGCAUCAGCCCCGGAGCCGACGGGGCUUCCUAGUUC